This is a messenger RNA of Andrographis paniculata, 897 nucleotides long. Its product is annotated as MADS-box transcription factor 23-like. The coding region runs from base 54 to 791 and encodes 245 amino acids. Gene Ontology annotation, molecular function: protein dimerization activity; DNA-binding transcription factor activity, RNA polymerase II-specific; RNA polymerase II cis-regulatory region sequence-specific DNA binding. The transcript has 8 exons. Gene Ontology annotation, cellular component: nucleus. Gene Ontology annotation, biological process: positive regulation of transcription by RNA polymerase II. The record is from RefSeq and is a predicted model, not a curated record. NCBI's taxonomy places the organism in Eukaryota, Viridiplantae, Streptophyta, Magnoliopsida, Lamiales, Acanthaceae.
GUACAUCGAAUUUGUUGGUUUUGGAUUUGGGAGAGAAAUCGGAGGAAGGGAGUAUGGGGAGAGGAAAAAUCGAGAUUAAGAGGAUCGAGAAUGUGAACAGUCGUCAGGUGACGUUCUCGAAGCGGCGCGGCGGAUUGAUGAAGAAGGCGAAGGAGUUAGCCGUGCUGUGCGAUGCUCAGGUCGCCGUUAUCAUCUUUUCCGGCACCGGAAAACUCUACGAGUACGCUAGUUCGCGUAUGGAUCAUAUUCUGUCCAGAUACAAUCAGACCCAUGAAAGUCCAGAAGUUGCCACAGUUGAACACGCAGCUGAUCAACAUGAAUCAUCUUCAGCUGAGAUCAUUUCCCUAAAAGGAGAAAUCGGAAAGCUUCAGUUGGUGCAAAGGCAAAUGAUGGGGAAGGAAUUGGAUGGAAUGAAUUACAAUGACCUGCACGCAUUGGAGCAACAGCUCUUUGAUGGAAUUAUGUCAGUCAAGGAUAAGAAGGAGAAAAUACUGUUGGAUCAACUGGAAAAAGCAAGAAUGCAGGAGAAGAAAGUUGUGCAUCAGAAUGAAACUCUGCUGGAGAAGAUUGAGGAGCUUCGACACCAUGCUAGGGCAAAUAGCAUCGAUAAUUAUCACUUUGUUAGCAAAGACCCAUGUGCGAGUUCGAGUUUAAUGACUGAUUGCAAGCUUGAUAAAGAAGGAACUUCUGAUACUUCUUUGCGUUUAGGGUUAUCAUGUGUGGAUCUUUUUGGAAAGAAGAAAAUAUCGAAAAAUGAAACAGAUGAGAAAAAUGAUAUGAUAGUGGAUUAAAAUACUUUUUUUAUUUUUUGGUUCUUAAAUUACUUGUAUCGUGCCAAUAAUUCCAUAAUAUUAUUUAGUUGCUUAAAAUCAAUUACUUCCCAACAUUUCUACAUCU